AGCUUACGGUUUUACGCUUCUAGUUCUCCAAAACGCUUUACGUUUUUACGCUUUUAAUUCACUAAAUGAGUAUUCUUUUCAUGAAAUUAAUUAUGAAAAGUAUAUUUUAAAAGUAAAUCACCAACAAUAUGAUACAUUUGAGAUUAAAAGUUACAUAUAAGGUACUUGGAUGCAUUCUCAACUUCGAUAGAGUAAUCUAAUUCACCCGUUAGGCUUUUCCCAAAUUCAUUAGCAUAGUGGGAAAAGUGGCUUAUUGUUAAAAUUUAUGUUUACAAACUUAUUAUUAAGAUGCUGUUGUAAAAUAGCAAGAAAGAGCAAUAGACAUAAGAGUAAGAGUAGAGACACAAGAAGAGUGGGGGAAUAGAGCUUUUUUAUUCAUGUAUUCCUUAGUACAAGGAGAUCAUCUAUUUAUAGGCACACAUCACAUAACCUCUACAUUCUUACAAUCAAUAUACAUGAAUGUGAGAAUAGAAAUGGGGUGGGGGGUUGCAUGUAACACCCAAUUGUGCAUCUAAUGUGUCAUAUGAAGAAAUAAAUAUAAGGAGAUGAGUUACAUAGAACUUGUAACAUACCAUGGAGCAUCUAAUGUUGGUCAUCCAUAAUGAUAAUAAUAUUUUCAUAACACUCCCCCUUGGAUGACCAUUAGACAUGAAUAUGCCUCGUUAAAACCUUACUAGGAAAAACCCUGUGGGAUAAAAUCCUAGUGAAGGAAAAAGAGUACAUAAUCAUCAUAAUACGCUAUUUGAAUCUGCCUCGUUAAAAACCUUACCAGGAAAACCCAGUGGGAAAAACCAUGGUUAAGGAAAAAAGAGUGCAGUGCGUAUAUGCUCCCCCUCAUGACAACAUCAAUAGUGAACAAAUCUUUCAAAUAUUGUCAUGGUAAGCUUCUUAGUGAACAAAUCUUCUAGAUUGCCACUUUAUGCAUGAUCCAUUAGGACCAUUUUCUUCAUACAUGAUCUUCAAGAUCAUUUUCUAUGAAUAUAAUCCGCAACCACAAGUCAUUUAGACGUGUUGAAUCACAAAUCUUAACCAAACAAUUCAUAACAAGUCUCAUGAAUUGUUGACCAUUGUUCAUGAUCAGAUGAUGUUGUUAUUGUGAUUUCUUUGGAAUCUCCAUGAGAUACUUGUACGGCCAUGAGUAAACAAAUUACUCAUCUAUGAUCCUCAUCGUUACCAAUAGGUAACAAAGUAUAACUUAAUGAAGUAUAGCAAUAUACAUUUUUGCUCUAACGACAUUGGCAUAUGGUACUUCAGGACCUUAAUAACUCGCUUCUAUCUUAAGGCCUAAAUUGAUCUUUGUUCACUUCUAGUGACCUUAUGAUCAUUUGGCUAUUGAACGUAUGCAAUUUUUUUCAUACAAAAUUGUUCUUUCACUUUUUCGACAUUGUCGUCUUGAUUCAAAAAGAAUCUUCUUAAAUCCUCCAUGUUCAAUUUUCUUUUAAGCAAACCAUGCUUUAUGAAGCUCUUCUGGAGUUCAUAUCAACUAAAACAUAUGAGAUCAUUAUAAAAUAAUGUCUCGACUCUUUUCUUCCAAAUAACUAUAAAACUUAGCUAACACAAUUGUAUGCAAACAAUUACUUCAUAACACAAGGUCACAAGCAAAAUGCACGUCAUACACACAACAUCACUUAACCAAACCACAUUCAUAAAUCAAACUCAUAACUAAAAUCACAAUAUCACGCACAUAAGCCUAUAUGUCAUUACACAAUCACACAUGCCAAAUGCAAAUGCUCUAAUGCACUUUAUUCGAAUUUAAUCACGCAAGGCUUAUUCGACCACUUCCUUUAGUAGAUAUUCACUUAGAUGAAUAUACCAUAUUCAUCCAUUUUAUCUCAAUCCAUACAAAGGAUUGUUUUAUCGAUCGAUAUUGUUCUCGAGAACUUCACAUGUUUGCUUCCGGCAAACUAAUCCUUCAAGGAGUUUCGUAUAAAUAUAAUUAUCAAGGGAUCCAUACAAAUAGGCUAUCACAAUAUCUACCAAAUGCAAAUUUCAUGCUUUUUGAACUGCCAAACUAUUUAAAUUGCACAACAUAGUUGCAUCCACCACAAGAGAGUAUGUCUCUUCAUAAUUGAUGUCAGGUUUCUACCAGAAACCUCUCAUGAGAAAUUGUAUUAUAUCUCUCGCAAUUUCCAUACGCAUUUGCACAAAACCUAUUUGUAUCCCGUUAGUUUUACAUCUUCAGGUGUAAGGACUUCUGGUCAAAAACUUAUACCAAAUAGCCUAAUGCCUCCUUUUAUAUUGGCCAAUAUAUAUUCUUUUGCAUGCAUCAAUAGACUUUUACUUUUGAUAAUCUUUGUAUCUAUCACGUUCAGUGCUACAGCAUAAUCAAAACCCUUGUCGACAAUAAAUACACUUCGGUUCCAACUUUUUUCAUACAAGCCAAUUAAUUGAGAUCUCUUCAUUUUAAAACAUUCAGGUACCUACUAUUCUUCUGGAACUAUUAUCUCAAUUUUAUGACUUGACUCUUCUAGAGCUAUUUUAUCCUCGAGUUUACCAUCUUAAUUUAUAGCUCCUUCCUUUCUCGAGGAUUUUUAUCCUUGGAACCGAUUGGUCUACCACGCUUCAUGCGCUCGUUUAGACUUAUUAGAUUAUCCAAUAUGGACAUCAAUUUGUAUUGGAGCAUUCACAACUGGGCAUGUGACAUAAUCACUCCUUUUAGUGAGUAAAAAAGCGUUUGGCAAUCAAUACUUUUUUUUUCUUCCAUGAAUCACCAUAUGAACUUCGGGUUCAUGUUUCUUCGUUUGAGGAUCAAAAUGCGAUAAUGAUGAUUCCAACUCAUAUCUAUGCCCAACUGUUUACUUUUCUCCCCCUUAACGUUCGAAAAGGAACUCAUCAAAAUGAUGAUGUUAGCAAAAAGAGUCAUGAACAAAUCUCUCAUUGCAAUGGACACCAUGUCCAAUAUAAGUUCUGAUGGAACUCAUAACGUGUUGUGGUGGAGCAAUUGGGAUGUAUUCUGCACACCCAAAUUUUCUAGCAUUUUAAAUGUUUGGUCCCUAACCAAAACCAUUUGUAUGAAAGGGGGGAACUUAUGAUAACUUGCUGGCUUCAUGCGAAUUAAUGAUAUCAUAUGCCUCGAUAAGAGAUCGAUAGACUUAGUUUCUUCUCAUAAGAGAAGUUCUGUUUGAUUGGAUAAUCAUCAAAAUAUAUCCAUCAUUCGGCAACUAAUCUAGCAAACAUCAGGUUGCGUUUAGAUAACAGACAUAUAUGACGAUAUAGUUUAUGAAUCAAUCAAAAUCAUAAAAUUCAUAUAUGAUUUGCACGGUGAGUGUAUUUUUCUGCAUACACUUUUAUAAAAUCUCAACAGAAUCAAUUAUUUUCAUGAGUAUAUUCUCCUCGAGACCAUGUAUCACAUAAUCAAUCCUUUGAUUGAUGAAUUCUAUGAACUCUCACUUAAUUUUCGUAUGAUAUCUCAAUCAUUUUCGCAUCUGUAUCCGGGAUCGUAUGACCGGACAUGCCAAAAUAAAAAGUUAGCCGAUCUUGCAAACUUCUGGUUUACACUUUCAUAUGUACUAAUAUACAUGUAGUACAAAUUUCUCUAGUUAAGUAUAUGUUCUCUUAUAACACAUUUCUGAUGCAAUAUCAAUUAUGAUAUUCUUUUCUGCGAAUAUCUUCAUAAUUCGGUAAUGCAUCUUCAACUGACAGUUUAGUUCAUUCACGUCUCAAAACAUUAGCUCUUCCGGAGCCUUCACAUACACGUGUACUACAUUUUGGCCAUGAGGCACCUUCUGAUUCGGUGAACUAUUGUAAGCGCAUAUACAUAGUGAUAAUAAUAUUUUCAUACUAUAGAUAUCACCAAUAUAUUGUCUAGUUACUUCAACUAACAAACCACAAUCUCUUCCGGAGCUUUUGCUUACUUCAUACUAUAUGAUAUAAUACCAAUAUUGACUUUUGCAAAUAUUCAUUCUAUACAAAAGCAUACAAAAUAAUAAUAAUAAUAAUAAUAAUAAUAAUAAUAAUAAUAAUAAUAAUAAUAAUAAUAAUAAUAAUAACAACAACAUAUAUGUGUUUCAUAACACAUUUCGGCAUACAAAGGUUAAAGUAUAUGAUCAUGACUUUUGCUACAUGAAUUGUCAUCCUCAUUUAUAAUUAUUUUAUCUUUCACUUCCGGUGAAAAGAUACAUUUGCUGAUUGUCAUUAUCCAAACACCAAAUUAUAUUAAUAUAAUGGUGUGUCUCGAUCCAUUCACUUUUAAGAAUGGUUUGUUUUCAUUCGCUUCCAGGAAUGAAACAACAGCCUUUGGAUCAAAUUAUAUAAUAUUUCUCAUCAUCACAAGUCCAAUACACUUUUCACCUUUAACAAACAAGAAAUAACGUAUGCUUUAUAAAACCUCUUCCAUAAUAUUGCUACUGCAGGAGCACAUAUAGAUUUUUCAUUUUCCUUCCAUUGAUUCUUGGACAAAGAAAACUUCUUUUCAUAUAUCGGGUUCAAGACCAAUGAUACAUUUUUCUUCAUUUUUCCACUUCGAGGAAAAUGAGAUCUUUAGACUUUCAUUUCUCUAUAUGUACAAUGUAGCAAUCGAUAAGUCAACCCAUAAUGAUUUUGCUACUACAAGAGCAAUUUUCAUUAUCUUGAUCGUGUUGUGAUCUUACUCAAGUAUAUGUGAUUAUGUAGAGAGACAAUAACCAACCAUUACUUUGGCAGAGCUCGUGCUGAUAACGUGUUGUAAAAUAGCAAGGAAGAGCAGUAGACAUAAGAGUAAGAGUAGAGACACAAGAAGAGUGGGGGAAUAGAGCUUUCUUAUUCAUGUAUUCCUUAGUACAAGGAGAUCAUCUAUUUAUAGGCACACAUCACAUAACCUCUACAUUCUUACAAUCAAUAUACGUGAAUGUGAGAAUGAAUGUGAAAUAGAAAUGGGGUGGGGGGUUACAUGUAACACCCAAUUGUGCAUCUAAUGUGUCAUAUGAAGAAAUAAAUAUAAGGAGAUGAGUUACAUAGAACUUGUAACAUACCAUGGAGCAUCUAAUGUUGGUCAUCCAUAAUGAUAAUAAUAUUUUCAUAACAUAUGCUAUAAUUUGUUCUACUUUAGGCAUGAAUCGCAUGUAUUUAUUGACUUAUCUAAAUUUUGUGCAUUCAUAUUUUGCAUAGCAUAUGUCCUAAUUAAUACAUUUUUAGUUAUUUUUCAGUAUGCGUCAAAAACUUACGCUUUUACGCUUUGAUUCUACGUUUACGAUUUUACCCCUUUUCCGCUUCUAGGUAAAAUCACGCUUUUAACUGCAUUGAUGUCAAGAUACUCUCCAAAAUAGGUUUAUACAAGAAUUUUCUAUGGUUAAUCAUAAGAUGCAUAUUAGUUAGGAUUUAGAAGCCGUAUUAUUAAAGUCGGACUGAGCUGGCCGGUUCGAUCGAUAGAAUCGAUUACCGAACCCUAGUCUAGUCAAGGUUAUACUUGUGAUCGCUUAUUGAGAGCUAGUUUGAUGAAUUUGAGUAGUUAAUAUAACAAACUGUUUAGACCACUUAGUCGGUUUGACGGGUUCAAGCCUGUCCCCAAUAUUUGUUAUAUUUAAAAUUUUGGAGUGACAAUUUGAACACACUAACAUCUUCUUCAAUUGUUUACCAACUGUACUACAAGCUUCACAGUGAAGAUAUUAUGACCAUUUAAUAUAUAAAACAUUGAACUCUAUACUAAUUCUUUAUAAAGAAAUUAACAUUUCCAAAUACUUAGUAACAAUUUUGUUGCCUUGCAUUUUUCAUAACAAUUGUAGUUCCUUUCGAAAUUUCGAGAUUGAAUUAUUAUGGUUAUUGUGUCAUUCUUGUAUGGAUACCUAAUGUUUCCUUGAUGUAAGGUAUAGGUUUGUUGACGGUUUUAUACUAAAUAACCAGUGAAAUGUGAACCACUCAUUACAGCGGUUAAUCCUUGGGUUCGGGUAUGAAAACAUUGCUUAGAAAGUUGAUAGUGUCCUACGAUUAACAAUAUUUGCUUGCUGUGUUAUUUAAAAUUUGUAGGGCAACAUGAUUGUUACGGGGUCGGAUGUGAUUCUAUUAUAGAUGCUUAGUAUAUGAAAAGAAAGAGAACACAAUAUACAAGGUUCUUGUACUCAUUUUGUAGACAUUUUUCUAUUUGAAAUGACAACCAUAACUAUGAAUUUCAUUUAAAACUUUGAGUUCUCAAGUCUACUAAGAAUAUUGAGUUAUUAAAAAGAGAAUUUUUUGUGCCAGUCUGUCCCGGUAAACAUAAAAUUUGUCCUAAUUUAGCUAACAAAUACACAAAAAUAUUUCCAAUCAAGCGACGAAAAAUAUAAAACUCGUAUCUGUUUGAUUGGCAUUACCAUUUUUGUAUUAGAUAUGGCAAAAUUCCUUUUUUCUAAAUCUUAUAGAUAACAAAUGUAUAAUCACACCAGACAUCUCGAACAUAAGACCAUAUUAUAUAUUUAAGAAUUUAUAUAUACAAUAUAAUAUAGAUAUUCGACAAAAAAUAUAUUAUCCAUAAUAUUAAGGUAAUAUAUAUUUUUUAUAUUUGUCAAGUAAAUCUAUAUCAUAAUUAUUUUUCUAAUUUGGUAAAAAAGAUAAGCAAGUACAUGAAUUAUUCCCAAUAACAUUUUUCCAUGUAGUGUGGGAAAAAUUCAAUAAGGCAAUUACAUUAAUUUUCAAUAAGAAUUAUCCCAUUUAGUGUGAGAAAAAAAUAAAUAAGGCAGUAAAAUUAAUUUUUAAUUAUAAAAAUUAUUCCAUUUAGUGAUGGAAAACUCAUUAUCAUACCCAAUUUAUAUUAUUUUACUCAAUUCACUACACUUUCAGUCCAGUAUAAAUAAGUAUCAAACAUAUCCGACGAAAUCAACAAUAUCCUUUCUGUCUCCAUAUACCAUCUAACCUUCUAUCCCCACCAAUUUCCUUUUGCUUUCCAACUGUUUCAAAUGGCAGACAAUAACAACAACAUCGUUGCCAAGAAAACAAAAGGGAAGCAAAAAAUCGAGAUGAAAAAAAUCGAAAAAGAAUCAGACAUGAUAAUCACAUUUUCCAAACGAAAGUCAGGAAUCUUUAAGAAAGUACAUGAACUUAUCACAUUAACUGGCAAUAAGGUGGGAUUUUUGGUGUUUUCUCCUGCAGGAAAACCCUUCAGUUUUGGUCAUCCAUCAUUCAAUGAUCUUGUACUCCGAUACCUGGGCCAACAAACGGAACCACAAUUACAAUCCUACAAUGGAGAGAUGUUUAUGCAAGCGAGGAUCCAGGAGCUGAACGAGACACAUAACUCGCUACUCGACUUGAUGGAAGAGCAAAACCAGAAAGAAGCGACGUUCAGGCGGAAUCUUGAGGGUAAGCCACUAAAUAACUGGUGGAACAAAGUUGUUGAAGAGAUACAGGUGGGCGAACUUUCGGAUCUCGAAUUUGCCUACUCAGAUCUGUUGGCGAGGGUGGAGAAGAGGAGAAUGGAAAUAGUGAGUCUUGGAAAUUAUAUGACUAGUCUUAAUGUCAAUAUGAAUGGUUGUUUCAAUACUUCCUCUACUUUUGCUAUGCACCCUUACCAUCAACUAGUGAACAUGGGAUCGAUAGCAACGUCGGCUGCUCAGAGGGUGGAUCAACGACUCACAAUGAUGCCAACGAUGAUGACAACAACGUCUAACUAUUCGAUAGUUAGUCAUAUGGAUGGUGGAAUCAAUAAUGCACUAGAUCAUCCAUCAUCCUCAUUAGAAGUUCUUCAUUCCAAUGUAUUUGGCUAUGGUCCCAAACCGCUUUAGAGAUGUUUAGCAUUUAGUUUUGUAUGUUUUUUCUUUUGAUUUAAGACAAAGAACAAUAAAAGAAUUCACUAUGAUUUAUAUUUUGUUAGAAAGAACACAGCUCUUAAUAAACUAGUCCUAUUUGAUCUUACGAACCCUACAUCGAACUCUUAGAGAUCCACAAAAAAUCGGACUUGAAGCUCUUGCCUUGCCCAACAUCUUUUACUGACUUAGUUUUGAGGGAAGUGUUAAGCAAGUUGAAUGAAAUGUUCCAUGGGUAAUUAGUUUUUAGGCCUCUUUUCUAUAGAAUGAAACUAUGGAUUCACAAUUCUCCAUCCACAAAAUUUUGAAUUCCCUAGUUUCCUCUGUGAUGGUUGAUUAGAGAGAGCAAGGGCGCAGGACGACAAAAUAGGGAGAAUUUUUUCAAUCUGUUUUAUAAAGUAAAUGUUCAUUAAGUUAAAAUCUUCCGGUGCAAACAAAACAAACCGGUAUAACUUAGCCAUAUUGACAUCUAUGUCCAUAAUAUGUUGGCACCGUCACAAUUCAAAUCAUGUUAAACUGAUCAAUUAAAAUCUCAAGUCACACAUGUUUGAAUUUCUUGCUGUAAGAUCAUUUCGAAAAACUCGUAACCGUACAAUAAAUGCCAGCAUUGCAA
Messenger RNA from Linum trigynum, 8301 nucleotides. NCBI's taxonomy places the organism in Eukaryota, Viridiplantae, Streptophyta, Magnoliopsida, Malpighiales, Linaceae. The record is from the annotation of a GenBank genome assembly.